AAGUCAUUCACUGCUCUCGAUACUAACAAAUAGCUACAAAAUAUGGCUGCGAAAUCGUUUCUUCUCUUCUGUGCUCAAGCUCUAUUAUUCAAGUGUAUAUCUAGUCAAUGUAUUGGUGCUGCAUACAAUCCCUUGGCCGCUGAAGGCUUGGCCUGGGGUACUCCGAAUGCUCUAGCAUGGGAAGCUGCCGCUGGACCUUGGGGAGCUCCCUGUGCAGCAGCGGCUUGGGCUACAGCACCUGUCGCUACCACUCCAUAUGCAACCGCUGAAUGGGCUGGAGGUUUUGGACCGGCUACUCUAGCUGCAUCUAACGGCGGUGGACUUGCUGUUACCAGCGCUUCACCAAUCGCUCCAAAUGGUGUUGCAAUGACCUCUGAUAAUGCUUAUGAAGGAGCUUUAGCCGUAUCUGGUGCAGUGCCGUUCUUGGGAGCCGUAGCAUUGGAAGGUGCCCUGCCAACAGCUGGAGCUGGUGCUAUUAAUUACGGCUGUGGAAAUGGUAACGUGGCUAUGAUUACUGAAGACGUCACUCCUGCUGGCUAUAAUGCGUUUCCUGGGACAUAUGGCUACGGUCCAAUCGCAGCUGCUGAAUUAGGAUAUGGUUAUGGCCCAUUUGGUUUUGAAGCUGGGAUUAAUGGACCUGCCUUCGGUUACAGAGGAUGUGGAGCAGUUUACUAAGUCUGUUAUUAAAUUUCAUGUUAUGUAAUUAAAUAAGAAAUUAAACA
Molecule: messenger RNA, 722 nt
Organism: Nymphalis io (European peacock)
Lineage: Eukaryota; Metazoa; Arthropoda; Insecta; Lepidoptera; Nymphalidae
Product: chorion class B protein PC10-like
Exons: 2
Coding region: 43-675 (210 amino acids)
Biological process (GO): chorion-containing eggshell formation; multicellular organism development
Cellular component (GO): egg chorion
Molecular function (GO): structural constituent of egg chorion
Source: RefSeq, a predicted model, not a curated record